GACCGAAUAAUACCGAAAACAGUCGCGUCAUGGGGCGGAGACAACAACUCGACAUGCAAUCAAUGUCAGGAGGCAGCAGUGACACCACUUUGGAACUAAUGCAGCAUAUAAGGGCUGUACCGCUGCGAUGGAACCUUGAGUAUAUCUAUGAUAGUUUCCGACACAAUACCUUCACAGUGACUCUUAUCUCGGUUUCUCGAUCUCGGCCAUCCUAUCUCUUCUCGCUCACAAGACAACAACAUGGCACCGCUUAAGAUCCUCAUAUCUGGAGGUGGUAUUGCAGGCUCCUGUCUUGCCUGGUGGCUGUACAAAGCAAAUGUCGACGCCCAGAUCACAAUCAUUGAGCGCGCACCUGAACCAAGAACAUCAGGCCAAGCAGUGGACAUACGAGGCGCUGCAGUCGAGGUCAUGAAAGCGAUGGGCCUUGAACAGGCGAUACGGGACAAGAACACGACGGAAGUGGGCUUCGAGUUUGUGUACUCAGACGGUGUGUCGAAAGCCAGAAUGGCAGCGACUGGGGACGACAAGAACCAAAGCUUCACGAGCGAGUACGAAAUACUUAGAGCCGAUCUAGCAAACAUCUUUUACGACGCAACAAAAGGCAUGAAAGGCAUCGAGUAUGUUUUCGACGAGACCAUCGAAGACCUCGUGCAAGACUCGCAAGCAGACAAGGUCCAAGUCAAAUUUACAAACCAUCUCCCGCAAGCUUAUUACGAUCUCGUCGUCGGUGCAGACGGCCAGAUCUCGCGGACGCGUCGCCUAGCAUUCGGCCAUGGACCGCAAAACGGCGACUACCUCCACCGCUUAGGCGAGUACAUGGCGUUCUUCACCAUUCCACGAAAUAAAAGUGACAGCCACUGGGCACAGUGGUAUCCGGCGACGCGAGGUCGGAUUCUGUGCACAAGGCCUUCACCCUACAACGACACACGCGUCUUCAUGGGAGUAGUCGACUGGGACCUCAAGCGCUUCAGUGAAAUUCAAGACCUUGUAAAGAGGAGGGAUGAAAAGGGUGCGAAGAAUUGGUUAGCGAGGGAGUUCGAAGGGGCGGGGUGGGAGACGCAAAGGGUCUUGGACAGCAUGAAGACAACGGAUGAUUUCUACAUGCAAGAGAUUGUGCAAGUGAAGAUGGGCGAGGAAGGCUUUGCCAAGGGCAGGAUUGCGCUGCUGGGUGAUGCAGGAUAUUGCCCCUCCCCGCUCUCCGGAAUGGGAACCUCGCUCGCCAUUGUCGGCUCAUACGUACUCGCUGGCGAGAUAGCAAGCUCGCCCUCAGACAUCCCUGCUGCUCUUCAACGUUACGUCACGACCUUGCGGCCAUUCUCAGACCAGUGCCAGCGGCUUAUGCCUGGGAUGCCUCAAGCUUUGUUUCCCCAGAGCGCGUGGGGCUUGAAGCUCGAGGCUAUGCUCGUUACACUUCUUACCUCCCCUACAUGGCAACGAAUUGGACCUUGGGUGAAGAUGCUCCUGCCAAAAGACUUUCAAAGAGACAAGUGGCAACUUCCGAAGCAGUACUCGGGCAUGCCUGUUAGCGUAUAAUCGUAGCUUGAGUAGUCAAUCCCUUUGCACCAUACUGCGUAGAAGGUUGCUCGAGUUGGUCUCGUUCGGAUGUAAUCGUUCCAUGUGGAUUUAUUUGUCUCUUAUCUAGCUAGAUGGUAUGAUCAUCACUCUCCAAGUAG
Messenger RNA from Paraphaeosphaeria sporulosa, 1673 nucleotides. RefSeq names its product FAD/NAD(P)-binding domain-containing protein. Gene Ontology annotation, molecular function: FAD binding. Bases 241 to 1533 code for a protein of 430 amino acids. The transcript is spliced from 3 exons. The record is from RefSeq and is a predicted model, not a curated record. Lineage: Eukaryota; Fungi; Ascomycota; Dothideomycetes; Pleosporales; Didymosphaeriaceae.